Molecule: messenger RNA, 495 nt
Organism: Plasmodium knowlesi strain H
Lineage: Eukaryota; Apicomplexa; Aconoidasida; Haemosporida; Plasmodiidae
Product: conserved Plasmodium protein, unknown function
Exons: 1
Coding region: 1-495 (164 amino acids)
Source: RefSeq, a predicted model, not a curated record
AUGAUGCCGAGAAGCGAAAACCAGAAGGAAGAAGAAGAAUGGGAACUGCAUCCAUUAUUUUUAUCGAAAAUUCCAAACAAAAAGGACAUUGAUAAGAACCCAGCUCUCUCAGCGUUGAUAACAUUGAUCAAUGAAGAAGAAGAAAAGGAAGUGUUUAGUUAUGAACCGAGAAGAAAAAAUCUAAAAAAAAAAAUCACAGAAAAAGGCCAAAUUAUCUACAAAAAAGAUAGGCGCAAUUUAUACGAACCCUAUCAGCAAAACAAAAAUGAUAAGAUAAAUUAUUUUGAAAAAAAAAACUUCGGUGGAAAUGCGGACAUUAGUAAGGAGGAAGAGGUGUUGGACGUGGAAAUGGACGAGGAAGGUACCACUGUGACUACUGCUGAACAGGGAGGGGACCAUUCCAGCCAAAAUGUGAGUAACAACCAGGAGGCCACAGACCAAACAUCCAUAGGCGAAGUGUUGGUUUGCUUGUCGAUGAUGAACUUGAAGCAAUAG